AGCGCUUGAGCUCACAGACCCGGACGCGACGCUCACAGACCUCGGUUCCCCAAGCGUCUCAGACUUUCGCGGUCUCGGCAGUCAUGGAUUCUUUCAGUGACGAUGCAGAGCUGUCGUUGUCGCAGAUCCUGGAAGCAAUGAUUGAUGAGGAGGCGGGCCUCGCUGAUACUCCGGUGUUUCAGGAAGAGAAGCCUCAUUUGCAGCUUGAAGAGACACACGUGGUGCAGGAAGAGUCGGACGGAGCUGGCAGAGCUGAGUGCGCUCAAAACCAGGCCCAGGACGAAGAUGGCUGCCGCACCCCAGAUCGCUGUGAGAAUGAGCCACAUUCUCAGGUCAAUGGGGCACUGCGCACGCCGAAGAAGAAAGGUGAUGUCGCUGUCCAGCCACUUUCAUCCUCCAAGACCGUAUCCCUAAAACGGUUCGCUUCUGAUGUCGCUUCCGAUGAAGUGAAGCAUCAAGAGGAUCUUGAGUGGGAAGUUGUUUGGCAGCAACUUGAAGCCCAAGGAUGGCGCAUGGACUUCGGACCUCGAGGAAUGGGAGUGCAGGUCUACUACAUGCCACCUGGUGUAUGGCGUGGACCAGGCAAGAAGAACCGGAUUGAUUACUUUGAUUCGAAGAAGUUGGUGAUGCAGCUAAUUCAAGGUGCUUCGAAUUCCAGCCAGAAACAACGAAAGCUGGGAUAGCGAAAACAUGACACGAUGCAUGAUUACUCCGUCUGUAGGUGGCGUGGAUAUAGACCAUAGCAGGAAGUACACCCAGAAGGACGAUCUGGAGCUGAGGAUAGGAUUCGCAGGAUGCCGUGGACCAUUCGUUCUGGAAGGGGGACAAAGCAUCGUCCACUUGCCUGCAAGUGUUUCUUUGUGGGAGCCUGUUUUGAGCAGUUGAGCCAAUGCGAACGCUCCAUGGCAACGCGAACGUUGAGGUGGGCGAUGAAGCAGCUGACGCCGUGCGGCCAAAAC
This is a messenger RNA of Durusdinium trenchii, 959 nucleotides long. The record is from the annotation of a GenBank genome assembly. NCBI's taxonomy places the organism in Eukaryota, Dinophyceae, Suessiales, Symbiodiniaceae.